AUACUGUUGCAUAAAUUAAUGUUAGACCGGUGUGUGGGAAACAUAUUUUAUUGUAUCCCGCCUGAGGACUUUUAGCCUAGAAUAAUAUGUAUUAAAACCUCUUGGAUACCGCCGAGUUAUGUCAGAUACAAGUGUUUUCUGGUUUGACCUUUGUGGCGGGAACAGAAAAGUCACAAACCAUAACUUUAAGGCCCUGAAUAAGUGAAUGGGUUGUGGAGUAAAAGAAAAAGACAUAGUUCCAGAUCAAUUGUAUUAUUAUUAUUUUUUAAAGAAGGGAGAAUGAGAAAUAGAGAGCGAAUAAUAAAAUAGGCGAAGGACCAAUGGAAGAAUGGAAGGGGGAACUACUCUUCAAUCUAGACUACGGCUACGUACAUGUAUGGAAAAUCGAAAGAAAAGUGAAAGUAGCAAACACACCGACAUGAGUAUUAUAUCAUGAAUGAGAAUGAGAAAUAUUCUUUACUCCACUCUGCUGCUGACCAUAGUCUAUAGCCACUGACUAUCCCACGCCAACGUCGUACCGUUGAAAAAGGACAAAAUAUUGCCAGUGAUCUUGUGCUGAAGAAAAGGCUGAGACAGCAGCAUGCAGACAGACAGCCACCAUGCAAUGCCCCUUAGAGAUGCUGGAGAUCUCUGUGCUGAGACGGAUGGCAAGGAGUGCAUUCAGGACAACAUUAUGGAUGAUGAUUCGGUGGACGAUCAAACUUCUACCUCCCUGUUUGAUAUUUUUUCUCCUCCAAGUAGUAUCAACCCAUCAUUUUCAUCCAUUUUGGAUGAUAUUGAUCUGGAUCUUGAGUGUGAGGAGGAUGAAGAUGUGUACCAAGACAGCAUUAACAACUUCAUGCUGGAUGCUAUUGGUGAAAAAAGCGGACAGGAAAAAGGAACAGGCAAUAUUCAACCUGUUAAUGAAAAAGAACAAGACAGUACUCUACUACAACCUGAAAAUGGAAUGCAUGAGCAAGACCAGUUGGAUAGACUUUCGGAUGGAGCUGUACAGUUUCGAAUUUCAGUGCCGAUUAUAGAAAUGAAAGACAAAAUGAUUAUGAAAUGUUAUUUAGAAAAAUUGAAUGGUCUUUCUCAAGAACAAGCUCAGAUUUCUCAGACUCAGAGGUGUAAUACAUCUGAAGUCAACAAAGAAACGUGUAAUGAAACAGGGAUAUCUUCCUCUAUAGAAACAGAAGAAGUCAGGAUUCUUUGUCACAAAUGUCAGGUUCCCUUUUCUAGCCUCCAAGCGUUGUUUUCCCAUAACCAGGAUAAGCAUAUUGUUAAGAAGGAGUCAAGUGAGUUUGUGUGCCCAAUGUGUCGGGAAAUUUGUAAAUCUUCUGUUGCUAUGGCAAAGCACUGUAGGCUUCAUUGUUUUCCCCCCCCUAGAGAGCCUGAUGUGCCUGAGAAACGCUUUGAAUGGCAUUUUUGUGAAGUUUGCCCUUAUAAAGCAAAGACAAAGGCUCUUUUAACCCUUCAUGUAAAAACAAAACAUAACCCAGACAGAAAGAUUUAUGUCUGUGAUAUUUGUAAGUUUUCCUGCUUACAAGAAAGAACAUACGUGAUUCAUAAACGAAGGCACGAGGGGGAGGGAAAGUUUGCUUGUGAUCAGUGCGGAAAAUUGUUUAUGUCUAUGAGUAUUUUGAAAAGACAUGUAAUCACUCACAACAAGUCAAAACCCUACAUUUGUCCUAUACCAGAGUGUGGGAAAGCAUUCACUAUCAAAAGCAGACUUGGAGAUCAUUUGAGAACUGUCAGGCACAGAAAUAACUUUAAAGAUUCGAAAGCAGCAGUGAGUUUACCACUCUCACUGGAGUCAAAAAUGACAGAUGAUUUAAGUUUAACAAAGUGGAAUUUAUCCCAGCGAGACACGGGUACUGACUUGUCAAAAGGUGAACCGUACGAAAUAUGUGUUUAUGACAUCGUUCUGCCUGAGAAUGAGACUCUUGAGAGAAAAGAGGAAACCGUGGUGACUGCUCCUGGGCCAGGCAUAAGUGAGGUCACCACUUGGCGAAGUUCUUUGUGUUCCCCCAAAGAAAUUACUACAGGUACCGUUCAUGAAAAAUCGGAAAAUAAAACCCCCCCUGACAAUUGCAAUUCCAAAAAGAGAACACCAGGGAUUCCCCAGAAUUCUGUACUUCAUUAUAAUCCAUCUGUUCCACCUUCCAAAGUUUCCCAGAGUGUAAAGAAAAAGCGCUUUGCUUGUACAUGGGAAGGCUGUGAGAAGGUGUUUCGGGAUAAUUAUAAUCUGAGUGUGCAUUUGUGCACCCACACAGGGGAGAUGCAGAGAGCAUGUCCUCAGUGUCGAUAUAGAUGUGUCCAGAAGUCAGCAAUGGAUGCUCAUUUGAAAACACAUCAGAAACGACAACAGGAAAGAUGAGAAAUGAUAAAUGAAUUUUGAACAAAUUGGUUUGAUGAUGCAAUACUACUAAAUACUAGUAAAGUUUCGAUUUGAAAAAGUUUGUUGAGUUGAAGAAGCGACAUUGCAGCAGAGGUGGUUAUGCUGUGUCAGGAAAAAGUAAGAUGCUUUGUACAUGUUAUAUGUUAGUGUGAGUAUAAUGUAGAGGAGUCUUGCUUCUGAAAUCUGCUGGAUCGCCGAAUUUACUUGGGUUUAGCCAUGUUUUCUGUUGAGAGAGGGUUGCUCAAAUAGUGAUGAUUGUCAGAAAUGUAGAGUUGGGAAUACCAUGCUUGCGGCUAAUCCGCUAAUUUCUCUGUUUGAAAGUUUUUCCUUCUCAUCUACCUAUUUUAGGUUUAGUUUUAGUAAGGGUUCUAUUGCCCUUGCAGCACAAAGAGGUCAUAUUAGAGGUGCUACUAGAGAUGAGCAUCCAAAGAAAGGGAGGAGAGAUAAUAGAUAAGGACAAUCGAAGGCAGUAGCAAAUCGCACCAAAGUACUCUUAAAUGAACCAUGUUAGAAACGGCAAUUUGAGCAUUGUGAUUUUUCUUUGACAUUGUCAAAUUGCUUACUUUGUCGAACAGUCACUCAAAAACAGAUGAAAAAGUAAAUCAGUAUACUGCUCGGUGCUCUGUGUUAGUGUAGUGACAUGAGAAAACCCAUUGCUUUUGAAAGCGGCAUCAUGACGUGCUCAUAUGUGGGGUCUGUGUGAACUAAUUUCGCAGAGGCAAUAGGCCACAGCCAAGAAGAGGUUGCAUGACUGAUUUACAUUUUUGCUAUCCUUGCUUCACUGGGCCUAUACUCAGGAUGCAGGCCCAUUGAUGUGUGUGAUAAAUGUAGACAAAGAGUACACUUGCGAUGCUUUUCUCUUGCUAGCAACCAACAUUUGUGCAUUCUUGUCUCUUUUUGCUGUUUUGCUUUCAUGAACCAUAUAAGACUUUGCACAGUGAUCAUUUUGUUUUCUCUCUCUCUCUUUUCUGGCAUUGUGGUGUCAUAAGCGGCUGACAGCACACAGAAACUGAACAUUCGCUUGUGUCCUUGAAAAGUGCUGAACGUGGGUCAGUCACUGAAAUGUCCCAGCAGAUGUGUUCUGGCACAAUAGUUGGCGGGACAUUUCAGGAACAAGUGGUCCAUAGUCUCGUCCUCCUCCCUGCAGGCUCGAUUGGAUCCUUUUGUUGACAUAACCCUCAAAAUUCUAUUAUAAUUGGUUUAGAAUUAGGAUAAUACACGUAUUUGGCUUAUCUAAUUUUCUUACAAAGACAAAGAAAAAUCAGGAAUUUUCUUUUCUUUUGGUUUAUACAGUGGAAUCCUGU
Molecule: messenger RNA, 3684 nt
Organism: Aplysia californica (California sea hare)
Lineage: Eukaryota; Metazoa; Mollusca; Gastropoda; Aplysiida; Aplysiidae
Product: zinc finger protein 567
Exons: 2
Coding region: 581-2359 (592 amino acids)
Biological process (GO): regulation of transcription by RNA polymerase II
Cellular component (GO): nucleus
Molecular function (GO): RNA polymerase II transcription regulatory region sequence-specific DNA binding; DNA-binding transcription factor activity, RNA polymerase II-specific
Source: RefSeq, a predicted model, not a curated record